AUGCCGUGAGUGUCCCUCCUGCCUCCGCUCUGCCCAGCCCCGAGGCUGCUCCAGCCCAGCAUCAGGUGCAUGGCUGCUUCUCACCUUCUGCUCUCUUUUCCCCUUGCCCAGGCCACGACGCUGCACGCCAGCAGCCUGCAGAGGCUGGUCCAGGGCCAGGCACAGGUGCGGAUCGCGCGGAUCGCACGGCUCGGGGUGCCAGCUCGGCCGUCCCCACCUCUCACGCAGGGCCAGGGGCCGAGGCAGCUCGCCGGGGAGGCCCCGGCGGGGGGGCCCUUUCUGCUGCGGGGCCGCUCGCUGAGCGCAGCGCCUUUCUUGCAGGCUGGUGCAGAGCAGCGGCCACCUCCCGUCCCCUCCGGCGGCAGCAGCGAACGUGGCCUUGGCCCCUCGGCUGCAGGCGGGACCCGCAGGAGGAGGAGGGGGCUGCCCUGGCCCUUCGCACGGCGGCGAGGCAGCUCGGCCGCUGCAGAGGCAGCCGGGCAGUCGGGCUCUGGCGGCAGGGGGGCUCUCUUCGGCCAGCCCCUGGCAGCUCUCUGCAGCCAGGACGGCACGCUGCCCCAGCCCAUCCAGGACCUGCUGGCUCUCCUGGCCGAGCACGGGCCAUCCACGGAGGGGAUCUUCCGGCUGGCGGUCAAGGAGCACGUCUCCCGGGAGCUGAGGGAGGCCCUCGACAGCGGAGCAGAGGUCCACCUUGAAAGCCAGCCUGUGCACGUGCUGGCCGUCCUCCUGAAGGACUUCCUGCGGAAGAUCCCCUCUAAGCUCCUCGGGGCAGAGCUGUACGAGGAGUGGAUGAGCGCCCUGCAGAAGACCAGCAGGCAGGAGAAGCUGGCAGCACUCAGGGAGGUGGCCGGCAAGUUGCCCCAGGCCAACCUCCUGCUCCUCAAGAGCUUGCUGUCCCUGCUGCAAAGGAUCAGCAGAAACGCGGCCAGCAGCAGGAUGACUGCCGGCAACCUGGCCAUCUGCGUGGGGCCGAACCUGCUCAGCCCACCCGAGGAGCAGACGCUGCCCCUGGACGCCCUGGUGCAGGUGACGGGGCAGGUGCCUCCAGUCACUGUAGAAAGCCAACACCUGAAGAGCUCCUCUGGGGAGAGAAGGGAGCUUGCAGAGACUACUGAAGAAAUGUCUUAUACGGCAUGUGAUUCUUGUAUACCUUAAUGGUUCAUCAGACUAUUCUUCUGAGCAAAAAAGUGUUCUGUCAAUUGAAAACCUACCACACCCUCAUGCUGUCACCCUUUUUACUCAGCUGGAUGGUCUAGAGGAGCUUCGGAGAGUGCGAUCACGACUCAUUAUUUUUCCAGAACGUUCACCAGCAAUAUGAAGUCUAAUGAAUAAUAUAUGUUAUAACUGUCAAAAUAACUGAACAAAGGACACUUGGGAGGUUUUGAUGCAUUUUUUUCACAUACCAAUUUGCAACUUUCAAAAAUUUGCAUUGUUUUUUUCAGCCAAUAGGGCCAAUUAGUGAGUUUCUACUGUAAGUAGCUAUGUACAGAAUAGAGGAGGUCAGUAUGAUGUAAUGUUGUGCUGUCACUCAUAAACUAGUUGAAGGAUAAUCUAACUCUUCACGACAUCAAGGGGACUUUGGAGGAGUGAUAUCCUUGAAUUAACUCACUUUUACCCAUUUUCUUCAAUGGUGUGAUAGGACUGCUGUGGGGUUUUCUUCAAAAGGUUCUCAGAAUUGGUAUCAUCAGAGGCAUUUUGAUGGCAGUAGAUGACCAUUUGUGCUGUCAGCUAGAGAGUGAACAGAAGCUGAAUUUCUCCAAGAUGUUUCGCUUUUCCUUUUAAACGGUAUGUAAAUACACAGUCUGUAGGAAGCUGAGACACUUUUCCCCAAAAGCUUAGAAUCAAUUUAAUGUUAAUGAGUCACUGUACUGACAAGUAUUGGUAGAGAUGACCUAAGAUACCUUGUGCACAUCCUUUCAAAAGCAGUCACUACAUAUUCGGACCGUCUUUGAAUACUGCUUUCUCAUUUGACAUGAAAAAUACUUUAGAGCCGCAUAUCCCUUUUGAGCUGCAGAUCGAGUGCCUUGUGAUCCAGCAGGCUGGAAGCAGCGGUGCUGCUCUAUUUACACUUGUGAUCAUUGGCAAGAAUUACAUCAACUGCAUUAUGUGACACUCUGCAAACGCACCUUUUCCCAAGCUGUCAGCCAACUGCAGCUGGUUUAUUCCAAACCCCAGUGUGCUGUUGCUACCAGGAGCGUAACACUCAUUAAAAAGGCUCCUGUCACUGCACUUUUACUAUUACCCAGUACCGCACGCUGUAAAAAGGCACAUAUUGUUUUCCAGACUUUCCUGUAAGUACGUAGGUAGUGAAAUGGACUGCAUUCGUUUGAAGUUAUUUUCUCCAGGUUGGAGAAAACUGAUAGCAAACUCUAAAAUUAUUUCCCUACUGCAUUCGCAUACAAGCAUAUUUAUGGGGACACAUAUCACUACUGAAAUGUUGGCCUUUUGUGCUGAUCUUACUAUGCUAGAAAGAAUGUGUCUAUGUAGCUGCAUCACACAGGCAAGCUGUGAGUUUUCCCCUGUUUGACCGGACAGGUGUGCUGGAAUGAUGGUACACCUCUUACGUGUUAACUAUACUGCGAUAUCACUCCUUAGCCUGACAGUGCUCAGAAGCAAUUUGCUUUGAGCCCGAUGAAAAACAAAACCAACAACAACAACAAUAAAAAUCAUAAAAGCUGAAGUCCUGAAGAGCCUCCAAGGUAAAUUUAUGCAGGUUUUAAUGGCAGAUAAGAACAAGCAAAAUGGAAGCAGUGAACAAUGGUCUGUAAUGCAGUUUACAUAAACAGGGUGGUUACAUAGAAAAACAUUGUAUUACAUUGGCAGUUUUGGUGUAUAAAUAUGUAUGUAAUAUAGAGACACAAGCU
Grus americana (Whooping crane) is the source of this 2864-nucleotide messenger RNA. RefSeq names its product T-cell activation Rho GTPase-activating protein-like. Gene Ontology annotation, biological process: signal transduction. The transcript is spliced from 7 exons. The record is from RefSeq and is a predicted model, not a curated record. Bases 70 to 1155 code for a protein of 361 amino acids. Gene Ontology annotation, molecular function: GTPase activator activity. Lineage: Eukaryota; Metazoa; Chordata; Aves; Gruiformes; Gruidae.